Drosophila gunungcola (fruit fly) is the source of this 2590-nucleotide messenger RNA. Its product is annotated as beta-2 adrenergic receptor-like. Gene Ontology annotation, biological process: G protein-coupled receptor signaling pathway. Lineage: Eukaryota; Metazoa; Arthropoda; Insecta; Diptera; Drosophilidae. Gene Ontology annotation, cellular component: membrane. Gene Ontology annotation, molecular function: peptide binding; G protein-coupled receptor activity. The record is from RefSeq and is a predicted model, not a curated record.
AAGAGAUAUAUAUAUAUAUAUAAACACAUUACUGUUUAACGUUCAUUAAAACUUAGCAAAGAGCGUUGUGAAUUUAACAAACCAAAAACUAAACAAUUAAACGGUUUACGAUCCUCUAACUUAGAACAAAUUGUACACAAUUAGUAGUUUUAAAACGUAAGAUUUAAUCCAAAGAAAAUUUUUAAACGAGCUUCAAACACACACGAAAAAUAACAAGAACACGCCCACACACAACCGAGCAGAAACUUAUCCUUAACCUUAACCACGGCGGCAGGAUUGUAAGGGUAACAAUCAAAUGCUUGGCUCAGCGCCAGAAAUACGGAGGCCCAAAAAGUAGGCACUAGAAAAUUUAUACAAAUUUGGCGCCAGCGGUGGAAAAAGGACGAAAAAAAAGACAGGAAAGUAGCGCCAAGGACUACGUCGACCUUCGCGUGUGCAAGCGUCGUUGCACAUAAAGGACGCCACUAACACUCUCGCCCAGACAAACGCAUACACACGCAACCACACCACAUAACCUAUACACCAAAAACAGCUCACCUAGACACAUAGAAAUACACACACAAACACACAGGACAAUUGCAUGGGCGGCCGCCAUGACCGGAAGUGAAGUACGGUCACGUCCACGUCCACUGGCCUUUGCAUAACAAUCAGCCCGCCAAGGAGCCGCCAAGCAGGUGGUGGCGAAAGCAGGGGAAAGCAAGUGAAAGCAGGUGAAACGAGGGAGCAGCAGGAGCCAGAGCCAAAGGAGUAAAAACAACGAGCACAGGAGCGCCACUUUCUACCGCCAGCGGACCGUAAAAAUGCAGGAAAUGAGCUACCUGCAGGAUAAUUCCAAGGUGGAGGCCCUCACCAAGGCGGUGCUCAUAUCCAUACUGGGCGUGGCCAUCGUCCUGUCCAACCUCCUCAUCAUUGCCACCUAUGCCAACUUCAAGGGGCCCACAGAGGUGAUCAACUACUACCUGUUGUCUCUGGCCAUUGCCGAUCUGCUCUGCGGACUGCUGGUGGUGCCCUUCUCCGUGUAUCCCGCCUUGACCGGAGAAUGGAUGUACGGCGACAUCGUGUGCCGCUUUACGGGCUACCUGGAGGUCACUUUGUGGGCGGUGUCCGUCUACACGUUCAUGUGGAUAUCCGUGGAUCGGUAUCUGGCGGUGCGCAAGCCACUGCGAUACGAAACGGUCCAGACGAAGACGAGGUGCCAGUGCUGGAUGGUGUUCACGUGGAUAUCGGCGGCCCUGCUCUGCUGCCCCCCAACUGGCUACUCGAUGCCCAUCGAGAACAACAUGACGCACAUCUGCAUGCUGGACUGGGGGAAUAUGGCGGCAUAUAGCGCCACUCUGGCGAUUUUAGUCUUAGGUCCCAGCCUCAUUUCAAUCGUACACAACUACGGCUAUAUCUUUGUAAUGAUGCGUAAGAUUAGGUCCGGCGAGCCGAUACACGAUAAAGAAUAUGCAACUGCUCUGGCUGAAAAUUUAUCGAACCCUAGUCAUAUGAUGUCAUUCGCAUUAGUCUUUGCAUUCUGGGUGUCCUGGCUGCCAUGGAUUCUGUUGCGUCUGUAUGAGGUGGUCACGGGCGAUGUUAUCCAAAGUACUCUUAUCAACUUCGCCGUCGUCUGGAUCGGCAUAUUGAAUUCGUUUUGGAAAAUUCUAAUCAUGACCAGUAUGUCGCCGCAAUUCCGUAUCGCUUUGAGAGUAUUUUGCUUAACCAUUUGUUGUAAGACUAAGGGCCGUUUGCAAGCAGAGCUAAUCGGGUUGGACCCAGAUGACUAGAGUUAGAUUUAGAUUUUCAUUCUCCUCAAAAAUACAAAAGAAUAAAAACCGAAAAAACCCCCAACCCUCCACCCCCUCACCCCCUCCGCAACCCCUAUAUCCCUUUGAGAAGAACUUCGAAGUCCCGCAAGUAAUAAAUUGGUUGUAAUUGCAUUGAGCCAUUUCCUUAACUCUCUCUCUCUAUCUAUAUUAACACUUACUUGCCUGUUGCCAUAUAGUUGCAUAUUUAAGGGCCGUUUGGCGCUACGCGACAUGCCAAUGAAAGCACCACCCACAAGCCACAGAAAAACUGAGAAACUCUAAAACGCAACCACUCAACCACUCAACCACUCAGCCACUCAGCCACCCAACCAUACAGCAACCACACAGAGACACCAAAAACACAGACACGUUGAAAGACAUAUUCAUAUUUCUAGACCUAAGCUAAGCUAAGAGUUUUUAGCGUAUCCAAUUAUGAUUGAUUAAUUGAUUGAUUGAUUGAAUUGAAUUGAUUGACGAUUAUUAUUGUGUAUUUAUGAGCUUACCACGUAUAUACUUGUACUUGUACUUAACUCUAGCCAUAUACAUAUUGUAGCAGCGAUUCUAAUUCUAAUUCGUAGACAAGAGACAAUUCACUAGGCAAGCAGAACAUUUCCGUUUCCGGUUUACAAUUCAAACUUGCUAUCACACUAAAAACAAUAUGAAAAUCAUAUGCUACUCAAGAAGCAAGAUAUUGCAUAUAUAUAUAAACCUUUUUCAAAGUCCAUAUUAAGUAGCAUUUAGAAUUUACAAAAAAAAAAAUCGUGUAGAGUUUAUUAAACAAUUUGCCAAACUUGACGACGGGC